Suncus etruscus (white-toothed pygmy shrew) is the source of this 1854-nucleotide messenger RNA. RefSeq names its product glycogenin 1 (gene GYG1). Gene Ontology annotation, molecular function: glycosyltransferase activity. The coding region runs from base 120 to 1172 and encodes 350 amino acids. The transcript is spliced from 8 exons. Gene Ontology annotation, cellular component: cytoplasm. Lineage: Eukaryota; Metazoa; Chordata; Mammalia; Eulipotyphla; Soricidae. The record is from RefSeq and is a predicted model, not a curated record.
GUCUGGGCCACGGGCGCGCGUACGUGCAGCCGCUAUAAGGGCGCCCGGGCGCACGCUCAGCUCCGCGCGCCCCUCCGGCCCCGACCUGCGGCAGCGGCGGCAUCUGCGCGCGCUGCACCAUGACAGAUCAGGCCUUUGUGACGCUGACUACCAACGAUGCCUAUGCACGGGGAUGCCUAGUCCUGGGCUCCUCUCUGAGGCAGCAUGGGACCACCCGCAAGCUGGUGGUGCUGGCCACGCCGCAGCUCUCAGAGGCCAUGAGAAAAGCUCUGGAGACGAUCUUUGAUGAAGUCAUCAUGGUGGACGUCUUGGACAGUGGGGAUUCUGCUCAUCUGACCUUAAUGAAGAGGCCUGAAUUGGGGGUAACAUUGACUAAGCUCCACUGCUGGUCCUUGACACAGUACUCCAAGUGUGUGUUCAUGGAUGCAGACACCCUGGUCCUGACGAAUAUUGAUGACCUUUUUGAGAGAGAAGAAUUAUCCGCAGCCCCUGACCCUGGCUGGCCUGACUGUUUCAACUCUGGAGUCUUUGUAUAUCAACCUUCCAUGGAUACGUACCACCAGCUGCUGCACUUUGCUUCUGAGCGAGGGAGUUUUGAUGGUGGGGACCAGGGCUUACUGAACACAUUUUUUAGCAACUGGGCGACCACAGAUAUCCGGAAACACCUGCCUUUUCUCUAUAACCUCAGCAGCAUUUCCAUCUACUCCUACCUCCCGGCCUUUAAAGCGUUUGGUGCAAAUGCCAAAGUAGUGCACUUCCUGGGACGAAUCAAGCCGUGGAAUUAUACCUAUGACCCUAAAACAAAAAGCGUCAGAAGCGAGGGUCAGGACCCCACCAUGGCGCACCCAGAGUUUCUCCAGCUAUGGUGGAAUGUCUUCACCAGCAGUGUCUUGCCUGUGCUUCAGCAGCAUGGUCUUGUUCAAGACCCUUCCACUUACCUGACAGUGCUUUCAGACUUGGUCUAUACACUGGCUUUCUCUUGUGGCUUCUGUAGAAAGGAAGAUGUCUCGGGAGCCAUGUCACACCUGUCCUUGGGGGACUUCUCAGCAGUGGUGCAGCCUUUUGUAUCCUCCGAAGAACGGAAGGAGCGGUGGGAACAGGGCCAGGCUGACUAUCUGGGAGAAGACUCCUUCGACAACAUCAAGAGGAAACUUGAUACUUACCUCCAGUAGCAACACUGCCAUGUUCCUAUGGAUACAGCCACUUCACAGGUCCAGAUCCUUAGGAUCUGGAGCUGGGCUGGGAAAGGUCUAUUUCAGUUGCUUGAGGCUUUCACUAAAAUAGUGCUGGUGAGGGUUUUUUGUUGUUUUUUUCUGCAGGACAGCACAGGAGAACUGGGCAAAUAAUGUGAAGGAGCAGGUCUGUGAUGUGGACAGCACUGUACUUUUUCACCCGAAGGUUCGGGAAUCCUCAAGAUACUGACUGCCAACCUGUGUGGUCAGGGAAACAGUCUCAGGCCAUCGAGAGGGCUGCUUCAAUUCUCAGUCUGUGCCAAGUCAAGUGUUCACACAGGCUCCCUGCAGAAUGGGACAGGGAUUCUAUCUCUUGCUUGCUUGUGCCCUUCACUAGGCCUGCCUUUUAGAGCAGCCCAGGGGCUGUAGAGGGAUUGCACUUAACUCUCUCAGGUAAACACAGCCAAUUAGAUUGCUGAGUGAGUCAAACACUUUACACCAACCAAUGGCAUUAACCCAUUUUGUUUUCUGGGUCCUACUGGCUGGGAAAUGUUCUCCAGUUUCUUUGUAUAAGGCAGCAUGCUACAAUGCUUUUGUUCAGUAUUGACAUCUGAAAAUAGCAGUGUGUUUUCUGUGCGGUACUUGCAAUGGCACCUUUCUGAAAAAUAAACUUAUUGCCAUA